Messenger RNA from Dendronephthya gigantea, 7921 nucleotides. RefSeq names its product centrosomal protein of 290 kDa-like. The transcript has 39 exons. The record is from RefSeq and is a predicted model, not a curated record. Bases 368 to 7612 code for a protein of 2414 amino acids. NCBI's taxonomy places the organism in Eukaryota, Metazoa, Cnidaria, Anthozoa, Malacalcyonacea, Nephtheidae.
CUUCUAGAUUGAGUUUUGUAAGAUGGCGAUUGACAAAAUUUUGUAAGGACUAGAUGAAGAACAGAGCAUACAACAUAGAAAUGGGUUGAAGUUAGACAGAAGUUACUGGUAAAAAAGAUCUAUUUGAUAAUGCAUAGCCCUGGGAAAGUUGGGAGUACAAUUGCCAAUAAUUAGCCUGCCAACCUGCACAACGACAACUUUCAUAUAUACUCCGGGGGUGAUUGGAUCAUUGGGUGAAAAAUGUUCUUUUAAUGCAACCAACAAGUGAAGGAUUGAUACAAUGUCCUUAUUAUGGAUCUCUAUAAAGAAGUAAUUCAGCACAAAUUGGGGUAAUUUAGAUGCUGAGGCUGUCCAGGACAGUGCAAAGAUGGAGAAAUUGUUUUUGUUGUCUCAAAUGAUUAUAAGAAUAAAGGCAACUGAAGCAGCAAUAACAAGUGAGGAGAUUGAACGCAUAACAGACAGACAUAAUGAUCAAGUAGAACGCCUAGAGUCGGAGAUCCGGCAGUUUCGCAAACAUUCCGGUGGCAGUGAACAAUCCUUCAUGAGGGAGAUCCAGAUACUCGAGGAACGCAAUCGAGAUCUUGAGAAGGCCGUUGGAAACAGCGAGAAACAGCUUGUGGAAGAAAGAAGAAAUCACGAUCAACUUUCUGGGAAAUAUGAACAAGUGGAAAGACAGAAUAAGGAGUUGAAAAGAGAGGUUGAGAGAUGUAAGACGGACAUCAAUGAUUACCAUCGUCAAAUAGAGCAACACCGUGACAGUCUGAUGACACAACAUGGAGGGGAUACUGAACUACGAUCUAAAUUGUCAGAAAAGAACAAAGACCUCAAUAGAUAUCUGGAUGAAAUAAGGUCUUUGUCAGAUGCCAACAGUGAACUGGAGGAUAAAUUAAAAGAAGUCCGUACCGACCUGCAAGACUCCGCCAUGGAGAUGGACAGAAUGACGGAAGAGUACACAAAGUUAAAGUCGGUCUUACAGCAGACUGAUGCAAUUGUUGAAGAAAUGAGAAAGGAACGAGAUGUGCUCAGAGCUCAGGUGCAAGAUCUGAGAGAUCAAGUUGCGUCCAAAACAGACAAUGAUGAUCAGAUUUUAUCUGCUGUGAAUGUCAAAGUCGAGGAAUGGAAGAUGGUGAUCGCGAGUAAGGAUGAAGAAAUCGCCAGCCAUCGGCAAGAAAUCGAGAAACUCCGGAAACAGGCCGCGGUCUCGCAGAUAGACGCAGAUAAACAGACCAUCGUGACGCUACGACGUGAGUUGGAGGAAAAGAACGAGCAAGUGGAAUCCCUUGAGAAACAGUUGCAGGGUGUCUCAAAUGAAAUGAAACAAAUCACAGAACAGAUUGAAGAUAUCAAGCACCAGGCUGAUAAAGGUCUCCCCUCAGCAUUUCAACAGAAACAGAUCAACGAACUUCACUCGACGUUAAAUCGCGAGAAGAUGACGGCGGUUGUCGAGCGUAAUAGAGUCAGGAUGGCCGAGACAGCUGUUGCCGAGAAAGACAAGGAGGUCAAUGAACUGGUGACGAAAUUAAUGCAAUAUGAACGAGGCGAGUAUGGCCUGUCUCAAGCGGUGCAGGAGAUCAAAGAUCUGAAAGCCAAUCUCAGAAUGAGAGAUGAGAAGAUCGAGGGACUUACUUCACAAGUUAAUCAGCUUGGUAUCGCGGUCAACGAUACUGAGACUGAGAACGAGGAGCUGCGUGAAAGAUUGGGACUGGAUCCCAAAGAACCGCUUGAUACCGCGGCAAUCAAGGAAAAGAAAUUGAUCAAAAAUCAACAACAAGCAGCUUUGAAUCGCGUGUUAAGUAAAGAGGUCGAACGCCUGGAGGAAGAGAGAUUGGAACUGAAGAGAAAGCUGAGAAAGCAAGCAUUACACCGUGGUCAGCGGGCUGUUGAGCUUGGAUUGACAGUAGAAGACCUCGCUGUGGCUGAGCUCAGCGAUGAAGGGGAACGGAGCGAACUUCGUCUAACUAAGAUUGCUUCCGAGCCAGCUCUGUCAUCGUCGAAAGCUGACCAACUGCACGCAAACAACAAGCGACUCAAGAGUGAAGUGGAAAAACAUGAACUCGAAUCAAACAACGUAAAAACACAACUUAAGAAACUAAAGUCGGAAAAUAAAGAUUUGAAAGAUGAAAAUCACCAACUGGAAGUUGGCUUGCGAGAAGUGCUCGGACAAUUACGAGAGAACCCGAUGUUACAAUCAGAAGUUGGCGAGGUUUAUCUCCGUGUACCUGCUCUCGAGAAACUCAUUGCGAUGUUCGAGUGCCGAAGUGCUACGGGCCAGUACGAUGUUCACGUCGAACUGCGAGCGAGUAUCGAGCAGCUGGUCGGGCGAAACGAGGAAUUACGACAUGAGUUACAGAGAGCACGCGACGAGAGCACAAACUUUGCGGUACUUGUGGAUAAAAAGGAGACCAAGAUCCGUGAGUUAGAGGUGGAGAUCUCAAGUUUACGGGAAGCUGGUGAAGGUGUGAUCAAGAUUCAACCUUUAGUGCUUCCUGAAGGAAUGUCACCAUCGUCUACUGAAGUUAUCAGUUGUUUGAAUGAAUACCUCACUCAAGCAAUACAAGAAUGCGCGUUGAAGGAGACCCUUCUUACCAAACUCGAGACAGAACUGGAAAACUUCAAACGUAAAUUCGCCGUAAUAAUCCACCAGAAAGGCUUACUUUAUCAAGAUUACCUGAAUGAGAAGAAGAAUUGGGAAAACGAGAUGAAAAAAUACCAGGAAAAAACAGACGAACUGAAAAGACUUCGUGAAGCAGAUGGGGUUAGACUCCUAGAGUACGACCGAUUAAUCGAGAAUCUAGCGACGGACCCUGAAACACUGAAAACUCGUGUAGGCGAGCUCACGCGCAAGAUUACCGUUUUACGCGUAAAUGAGAAGUCGUUAGCACGGAGGUACACCGCAAUGCAAGAGGUCGAGAACUCACUUCGAAGAGAGAAUGAGAAAUUGAAGCGGGAUAUAUUAGACAUGGAGGGAUCGGUGAUGGCUAGAGUGGGAUAUUUAGAGAGAUAUAAAGAGACUGCAGGGUACAAGAUGGCUGUGUUACAGAGAAGUCUUGAUGAGAGUUGCCCGAUGACUGAACUAGAGGCGGUGAACAGGGAGCAUAAUGAAUUGACCGCCAAGUAUAGAGACCUAUUACAGAGGGAGAAUGCUCUGGUUGAACGAUCUAGCAAAUUAGAGAGUUUACAAUCCGACGUCAGCGAACUACAACACGAGCGUGAGCAUCUUAUGAAAGAGCUUGAAAACGAAAAACAAAAGUGCCACACUUUGGAUCAAACUUUGGCCGAUCUGUUAGGGAAGGAUGGUAAGACUGGCACUAGCGACAUCAGAGCUGAGGAGAUCAACAGUAUCUCACGUAAACUCGCAACACUUGAGAUUAAGGAGUUGAAUGAACGUCAGCGAGCGAACCAUGCAUCAAAAAGAUAUGACCAAGUACGAGGAAUUCUCCAAGACAUCGAAGAGCGAAAUAGUGAGCUAGAAAAUAAAGUUGAAGAGCUGACGAGGUUAAAUAUCGAAGCUCAACGAGUCGAGCGGAUGCUACGCUCAGAGCUCGAAGGCGUGGUCACCAAGGACCUGCACGAGGCAGUUCUGAAACGACAGCGCCUCCUGGAAGAGGAAGAAUCUAAGCUUAAAGUAGAAAUGAUGAGGUUGAAAGAAAUUUCCGAAGUUGCGUCACAUCAGGCGGAAGCGCUCCGGGCCCAGCAGGAGUCACGUGACAAGGAGCUGACGUCACUACGGAAACAGUUGUAUGAUAUUCAGAUGGAGAAUGAUGAUAAAACCAUCAUUGGUAAGCUUCAUCAUCACAUCGUUGCGUUACAAGUGAGUGAAGGAAUGGCCAUCAAGAAACUAGAAACAGCUCAGUCUAAGGUUUCCAAACUUGAUGCCCACAUUCUUCGCCUGGAACAAAAACUUGACGAGAAAGAUCAAGAUCUUUACCACGCCAAGCUUGAAGCAAGAAAUAAAGCGAAAUAUCUGAAACAGACCAUUCAAGACUUAAGACGACAGUUUAGUGGAUCCUUACCACUCUUGAAACAAGAAAGAUUUGCUGAUGCCAUGAGAAAUCUGCAAGAAAGCAAACUGAAGCUGCAGCAAGAUCUUGAUAAGGCACACAACGAUCGUGAGCAAGUCUCAUUACAACUUGUGGAACUCAAAAUGAAGCACACGAACCUCGAGGAAUUACUGAGUACACUGAGGGACGGUAAGGGAGCGACUAAGGUUAUCGAGUGGCAAAAGAAGAUAGAAGAGAUCCGGAUUGCAGAUCUCAAAUUGAAUAGAAAUAUAACGAAACUUCAUGAACAAAUCAAGUUCUUGGAGAGUUUGAAUAAAACUCAGGAACAUUCUCUGGUGAGACUGGAGGAAGAGAAUGUUAGAAUGGCCAAGCAUCACGAAGAAAGGCAGUUACUCUGGGAUCAACGCGAAGUGGAGCUCGAAAGAUCUAUAGCCAAGCUCGAACAACAGCAAGCUGAUAUGGCCCAGGCCGCUUUGCGAUUCGAGGAAGCCACAGGGUCAGUCCCAGACCCCAACCUGCCGAUCGCAAACCAAUUAGAGGAGGCGAUCCGACGCAUUAAAGAUCACGUUAAAAUAAUAAUUGGUUGUCGACACGAAAAUAAAAACUUGAAAACGCAAGUCGCCGAAAUGAAGCACGCUUUAGAGGAACACGAAACGAAAAACACGCAAAACGCGAAAAUUAUCAAUGAGCUUCGCUUGAGGUUGCCUGUGAGCGAACGGCUGGCAGUGACCGAGCAAGUGGAGAGUCUAGUGACUAGGCCUCAGGAUUAUGAAGCUAAGAAAGCCCUGCAGGUGGCCCAGUCUACAAUUUCGAGUUUGCAACAGAUGAUUACAAAGAAGGAAGAGUCCAUAUUAAAAUACCAAGAACUUCUUAAGGAAUCACGCAACGACCUUCAAGCUCAAACACAACAACACAAAGCCGAGAUAAAACAACUUCAAGAUCGUUUACAACUCGAAGCUGACGAAGCAUUACGUAAAUUUAAGGCAGAUCAACAUGACGUAAUCAACCGCGCGAGCAGCUCGCGACCUGGGAACAAUGAAAUAAAAAGACUUUCGGAACUUGAGGAGAUCGCAGCCGAACAAGAGAACGCGCUUGCUGCGGCCGCUGAAAAAUACAAAAGGACUAGGGCUGAAAUUGGGAAAAUCCAAGUCGAAUGCGAGGAUAGAGUUGCGGAAAUAACAAGAAAUGCGGAACAGAGCGUCGCAAGAAUGGCGGGAAAAGUUAAAGAGCUUGAAAAUGAACUCGAAUCACGAGAACAGAAUUUACGGGACCGUACAAAAGAGAACGAAGCUUUGGCGGAAGAACUCGAAGCUGCCCGAGAGGCCAACGCCCGCGCUCCGACCAGAGCCAUGAAGUCUUUAGUUGAACGAUUACGUAAUCAGCUUAUGAUCAAAGACAAAGAACAGAAGACACUUAGUAAAGCUCUGAGACAACUGAGGGCUGAUAUGGUCUCCGCUGCAGAGGAAAACCUGCGAGCAAAUACCCAGCUUGCGGGCGAGGAAGUUAAUGUGCAAAUGAUAGUAGCGCGGGAAACGGCUGAGUUGCGUGAACGCGUGGAAGGAUUGAGCUCUAGACUUGAAAAAAUGAAAAAUGAUGUUAAGAAAUAUAAAGAAAAGGAAGUUCAUUUGAUGGAGGAAAAUAGUAAAUUGAAAAAGGAUGUAGAAAAGAAGAAGUCGGCGCUUGUUCAAAUGGCAGAACAACAAGAACGUCAUGAAGACGACGGUCGCGAAGAUGUUAAAGAAGAAUUGCGAAAUGAAAGAAAGAAGAGACACGAGUGUGAACAACGUGUGGGGGAAUUGGAGAGAAAAUUGCAAAGAAUACACGAGAAAUAUAAAGAAAACGAAAUGAAAGAACAGGAGGAUAUCAAGAAAGAAGAAAAACAGAAGAGCCAGAAAGUGAGCGAGGAAGUCUUGAAAUGGGAGGAAGGAAAGAAGUGGCAGCAUAAAGUAGAAACUUUGAAAACAAAGCUGAUGGAAAAAACUAAGGAAUUGGAAAAGGCUGAAAAAUCUUUAACCUUAUGUCGUGAUGCUUUGAACCGAGGAGAUAGAGAGAAAACAAGUUUACAGAACAAACUAAAAGGCGUUUCCUCUCGCUCGGCUGCUGACUCACCGAUAUUACAUCGUGAUGAAGUCGUCCAAGAUUUGAAACAGAAAGUUUUUGACGUCGAGAGCGAGAAUCAAGAGCUGCGAGAAAGGCUUGCCCUGGAUCGUGAUGUUCGACAACAGGAGCUUGACCUUCAGAAUAAAGACUUAAAAGAAAGACUAAAUCUCCUUGAAAUACAACUACGACACACUCCACCGGAAAAGGAAGAAUCGAGCGUCGUGGAUAAAGAAAUAUAUGAAAACCUUGUGAAGAGAAAUAAAUCUUUACAAAAUCAACUACUUGAAGUUCGAAAGGAGAACAUGGAACUUCAAUUUAAUCUGGAACAAGCAAAGAAAGAAAAUCCUCGGCUAAAGGCUCGCGUUGCCGACCUUCAAGAGUACGUGGAUAUUCUUAAAUCCGAAUUGGAGGCAGGCAAAAAGAGAGAGAAAUCUCGAAAGAAAGGGACGGGGAUGGGUGGUCAAAGUAUUGAGGAUAUGGAGCGAGUGAUAGCGGCUAUGAGACGCGUUGUGGAGAGAUUGCAGACUGAGAAUGAUAAUUUGAAAAAACAUCCUGUUUCUGGUGGAAGCCAACUGAAUGAUCUAACUAAAGAAAAUAAAAGACUCAAGCACGAGUUAAGCAAACUCAAGCAAGGUCAUCAGUCUUCGGUCAAAGGAUCGGAGCUGGCAAAAAGUUCUUCCAAACUAGCGAGCGAGCAUGAUAAGUUGAGAAAGGAUUUGACCAAGGAGAUUGAAAACAAUAAGACUUCGAAAAUUAAAAUGGCAGGUCUUGAAAAUACUUUGAGCGAAAAAGACAAUUACAUUGAACAGUUGGAGCAGAGAUUACAGGAAGCCGAAGACCGCGCACCAAAUCUAGAGGGCCUGGAUACUAAACAGUGGAAAUCUGCGGUUGUUACUCGUAUGUUUGAACAGAAAUUAAAAUCGAUGGAGGGUGAACUUGAGAAAAAGACGAAUAUGCUGAAUGACAUCAAGGAACAUCUGCGAGGAUCUGGGGAGAGAGAAGCCAAAUUACUCAGGAAGCAAUCUGAAUUAGAAGAAAAGAUUGCCAUUCUUGAGAGAUUUCCAACAGAUAUUAAUCUAGACAGCGAUAUUGUAAAAGAAAUGCAAAACAUGAGACUUCAUUUGGCUAGCGUUGAAGCCGAGAAGAAUGAGCUACAUUCUCAUUUGAAACGAUUAAAAGAAAUGAGCCAAGCGGAACAAUUACCUGCAGACAUGGAUCAAGAUGAUGUAAUGCAUAAGCUGUCUGACUAUGACAACACAAUGAGGAAAAACACAGAACUUGAAACUAGACUGAAGACUACUGAACUGGAAAGAAAUAGACUAAACUCGGAAGUCACUAAGUUACGCAAAGAACUCGAAGCAUUCGAUCCAGCAUUUUUUGAAGAGAUCGAAGAUUUGAAGUAUAACUUUCAAAAAUCUGUAGAACGUAAUGUACUUUAUGAAAGACAACUUCGGGAACUCUCUAGACAGUUUGGUGUUCAUGUGACGAUACCCAGUGACGAUGACCAUUAACACCAAAUAGUGGAAGGUACUCUUCAAAACGCGAGGCGGUUGCUUUGCCUCAUUAAUGUAUGGUCACGUCUUGAUGAUAAGUGGAGGUCAACUUAAGUUGAAAUGAGGGGAGCGUUGAAAUAAGAGAUAAGUAACGAGAUGGAGUGUGAAAUGCGUAGCCUUGAAGUGAGGGAAGAGAGGGAUAGGCAUCUUUAAGUGAAAAGAGGGAAGCGUUGAAGUCAGAUCGGUAAACUUGGAUGAAUGGUGAAUGCACAGAUAGUCGUAUCAUAAACCUGUUAGGUUUGGAGGAACAGAAAAUUACAACAAAUU